Molecule: messenger RNA, 2127 nt
Organism: Exaiptasia diaphana
Lineage: Eukaryota; Metazoa; Cnidaria; Anthozoa; Actiniaria; Aiptasiidae
Product: fatty-acid amide hydrolase 2
Exons: 3
Coding region: 149-1651 (500 amino acids)
Source: RefSeq, a predicted model, not a curated record
AUGGCGGAUACUGUGGGAGUGCCGUGAAGUGCGUAUGAUUUUCACUUUUAUUUCGAUACGUAAGCGGUUGCUCUUCCUUGAAACUUCUACGAGUAAAAGCCAAGAUUGUGUUCCAUCCGUCUGAGUUACUGUUCCCGUUUUUCUCGCCAUGGCAGACGUAUUUCGUGAUGUUAUUCUUGACCCAUUGCUUCUCGUGUCGGCCUCACGUUUGGCUACUAGAAUAUGCAACUUAGAGGUAACUUGUGUAGCUGUCAUCAAUGYCUACAUCGAGCGAAUACGAGCCGUGAAUGCGAAGAUCAAUGCUGUUGUUGAAGAUCGUUUUGAGGAAGCUACAAGUGAUGCUCGUAAGAUUGAUAACAUGCUGGCAAUGAUGAACAAGGAAGAAAGACAACAGCUGUUUAACCAACAACCCUUCCUUGGAGUUCCGUUCACCACCAAGGAGUCAUUUUCUGUUGCUGGCAUGCCAAAUUGCAGUGGUCUUGUUGCACGUAAAGGUUACAUAUCUAGCGAGGAYGCACCGGCAAUCACACGCCUUCGUAAUGCCGGUGCAAUACUAAUAGCUGUCACAAACUGUAGUGARCUGUGCAUGUGGUGGGAGUCGGCUAAUCGAGUUUAUGGACGAAGUAAAAACCCCUUUGACACUACCAGGAUAGUAGGAGGGAGUUCUGGUGGAGAGGGAGCUAUUCUGGGUGCGGCUGGAUCAAUAAUAGGCAUAGGUUCAGACAUUGGUGGCAGUAUUCGUAUGCCAGCAUUCUUUAAUGGUAUCUUUGGCCACAAACCAAGUCCCGAUAUUGUACCAAAUGGAGGUCAAUUUCCUAAUGCCGAGGGGCAAGAAAAGCAUUACUUGUGUACUGGACCAAUGUGCCGAUAUGCUGAAGAUAUGAAACCAAUGCUCAAGGUUCUGGCUGGUGACAAUGGUGUUAAGUUGAAACUAGACCAGCCAGUGGACAUUGCAAAGUUAAAGUAUUACAGYAUUGAAGACUCCAUGAAGAAUUUCCUGGUCUCCAAACUGGACAAAGAGUUGAAGCAAGCACAAAGAAAUCUCUGCAACAAACUGGAAGAUGAGUGUGGCGUCAAAGUUGAAGUUAUCAAGCUUGAAAAAUUGGAUUACUCGCUCCAAAUCUGGGCCCGUAUGAUGGCAACAUCAGGAGGAAAACCUUUCUGUCACUAUUUGGGGAAUGAGAUUGCUCCUGUAAACCCAUUCUGUGAAUUUUUCAAGGCAAUGUUUGGGUUUUCUGUUCACACAAUACCAGCAAUUGGUCUUGGAAUGAUGGAAAAGCUUGAAGCAUUGGUUCCACAGGCUACAACAAAUGUGUAUGUUCAGAUGGCAAAAGACUUGAGGCAAGAAAUUGAGGAUAUAUUAGGAAAUGAUGGUGUAUUAUUGUACCCAUCACACCCAACAGUAGCCCUCAAGCAUAACGUCCCGAUAUUUUAUCCAUUUAAUUUUGCUUAUACUGGUAUAUUUAAUGUCCUUUAUUUACCAGUAACGCAGUGUCCAAUAGGGUUAAAUAACGCCGGCCUUCCUAUGGGAGUACAGGUUAUUGCUGCUAAUGGCAACGAUCACUUGACUUUAGCUGUCGCUGAGCAAAUUGAGAAAGUGCUGGGAGGAUGGGAGAAAAUGUGUCAUGAUAAACAAUGYGAAGAAAAAUGAAUAAAUGGGAAUAAUUAUAUAUAAUAUUUUGAUUUUAAAAAACAGUUCAUGGAGGUGUACAAUUUAUUUUUAUUAUGCAUGAUAUUGUAAUAUGUUGCAACCACUUUUUAUUGGAAACUAUUUGUUAAUAAGUGCUUGUUAUUCCAUCCAAAGUUUUUCAUUGUUGUUUAGAAAGGAGGAAAUUUCAAUGAGCUUUGGCAGGGUUUGGAAAAAUGUCUCUUCUCRUAUAACUUAGCUGGUAAUCAACCUUUGGUAUUUAGUGGUAGUUUUUUUAUCGCAUUUGCAACUAUAUUACCAUGAAAAUUAAGAAAAGAACUCAAUAUUUAUCAUAAGUUUAUUUAUCAUUAUAAAUAAUAAAAAUAAUUAUUAAAAUAUAUUUAUUAUUUUACUWAAGACAGUUAUUAAUCUAAGGAAAGCAAUAAGAAUUGGUGUCAAACACUUUAUUGUUAAAUAAAAAGUGCAGGAAUAUGAGUGUA